AGUCUGAGUGGAGUGGAGAUGAGAAAAAGGCAGGCGGCACACAUCGAGGGGCCCCCCCAGGCCCCUGGACAGCCCCGACCCAACACCUGCUGCCUCUGCUGGUGCGGCUGCUGCAAGUGUCUCUGGAAUGAAGACAGAAUGGAGAGGAGUGAACGACAGACCUGCACCAAGAUGGACAGUAUUGAAGCUGUAGAAGAGCAACACCCAAGCCUAGAGGAGGCGUUGUCAUGGGCUCGGAGCUUUGAGAUGAUGAUGCGUUCCUUGGAUGGCCGGGAGAUCUUCCGCGAGUUCCUACGCUCAGAAUACAGCGAGGAGAACCUACUCUUCUGGAUGGCCUGUGAGGAGUUGAAGAAGGAGACCAACCCCACAGUUGUGGAUGAGAAGGCCCGGAUUAUAUACGAAGACUAUGUGUCCAUAUUAUCACCCAAAGAGGUGAGCCUGGACUCACGGGUGAGGGAAGGCAUCAACCAGUGCCUAGCAGAACCCAGCAACCUGAUGUAUGAGGAGGCCCAGCUUCAGAUUUACACACUGAUGCACCGCGAUUCCUUCCCUCGCUUCCUCAACUCUUCGGUUUACAGAGACCUCCUGGCCAACAGGAGGCGCACUUGCCUCGACACCUAGGC
Lampris incognitus (smalleye Pacific opah) is the source of this 623-nucleotide messenger RNA. It is a transcript of the gene rgs17, whose product is annotated as regulator of G protein signaling 17. The coding region runs from base 19 to 621 and encodes 200 amino acids. Lineage: Eukaryota; Metazoa; Chordata; Actinopteri; Lampriformes; Lampridae. The transcript is spliced from 4 exons. The record is from RefSeq and is a predicted model, not a curated record.